Molecule: messenger RNA, 621 nt
Organism: Dendrobium catenatum
Lineage: Eukaryota; Viridiplantae; Streptophyta; Magnoliopsida; Asparagales; Orchidaceae
Product: protein ULTRAPETALA 1-like
Exons: 1
Cellular component (GO): cytosol; nucleus
Source: RefSeq, a predicted model, not a curated record
AGAAGGAAACAUUCAGGGUCAUUGUUAAAGGAAAAAAGAUUCCAUUGCUGAAAACAGCAUUGCUGAAGUACCAUGAAAAAGUAUAUGGUGGAAGCUCUUAUAGAGGUAACAAAGGGAGACCAUGCCACCGGGAUGAGUUUGUUCGCUGUAGCAUAUGCAACAAGGAGAGAAGAUUUCGUCGGCAAACCAAAGUGGACUGCAGAACUUACCAUGAUGCUGUGCUCGAUGCCAAAUGGAAAUGCUCUGAUCUGCCUUCUGAUGAUUGUGAUGAUGAGGAAGAGCGCGCAAGUCGUCGCUCCAUCAGAGGAUGCUCGCGCACUGCUUUGUGCAAAGGUUGCACUCUCUGCGUCUGCUUUGGUUGUGAGAUCUGUCGCUUCCCAGAUUGCGCUUGUCAGACUUGCAUUGAUUUUGUUAACAACUCACCAAAGUGACUGAAACACUUCUUUCAGUGAGAGCCUUUUGUUAUCAACAUUCAGAAAAUUAUCAUCAAUGUCUGUUAAUCUGCUCAGUAUAGACACUUAAAUUUUGUUCGGAAUAGUUUUUUUUUUACUGUUUUUAAAGCAGAUUUUUAAUAUAAAAAUUUAUUGAAUUAGAAAAUUUUAUAUUAGAAAAUUGUUUUAG